Molecule: messenger RNA, 429 nt
Organism: Microthlaspi erraticum
Lineage: Eukaryota; Viridiplantae; Streptophyta; Magnoliopsida; Brassicales; Brassicaceae
Source: the annotation of a GenBank genome assembly
AUGGCUGAAGCCGACGAACGUCCUCAGGGCUCGGAUUCUCCUCCCCUGAAGUUACCCGAUUUCGUGACCAAUAUAUUCUCCUUUCUCCAACCUAAGGCUCCUCCAGCUGUUAUUGAUGCCGGUGUUCCCAAACCCACCGGCGAAAAGGAUCGUCAGAACUCGACGGUCGAGACCGUCUCCUUCCCUUACAAUCCGCCCACGAACACUGAGCCACUGAAGGUUGAAGCUGAGGUCAGCUCCAGCAAGACUUCCAACAACCUCGUCAUUUGGCAGGUAUAUGCACUUGGAGGGUUUCUUGUCCUGAAGUGGGCGUGGGCGAGAUGGAAUGAGAGGAACGAGAGAAGUAACAAAAAGGAUGCGACGGAUGAUGAUGAUCAGCCUUCUCAUAGGGAAGGUGGUGACAGUGAUGAUGAUCAACACGAAGACUAA